Adineta steineri is the source of this 3894-nucleotide messenger RNA. NCBI's taxonomy places the organism in Eukaryota, Metazoa, Rotifera, Eurotatoria, Adinetida, Adinetidae. The record is from the annotation of a GenBank genome assembly.
AUGUUACUCCUAUUUAUUGUAUUGAUUUAUUUACCUGGAACUGAUGGAAUAAAUGGUUGUACACUUGAUCGACCAUUAUUAGGAGAAUAUUAUUCUUAUGAAAAUGGCCUUGAAACUCAUUCAUCAUUUAAGGAAAGUGGAGAUAUUGAACGACGUUUUUAUCGAAGAGAAUCAGGUGCUGGUGCAACAAGAAAAGAUACUGGUGGUCUUUUAGUUAAUGAAGACGUUGGAGAAUGUUUUCAAUUAACUCUUAAACAAAAUUAUUAUGAACUGAUUUAUAGAGACAAAUCUCAAUCUUGUUUUCAAUGUUAUCAAAUGUUUAAUCGAACAAAAAAUGUUCUUCAAAUGAGAAAAAGUUCCUGCGGUGAAACAACAUCUUUAGUUUCAAAUCAAAUGAAUUUUAAUGAAUUAUGUCGAUCAAUUGAUGAUCAAAGUGAAUUUAUUACACUUUUUUCAAAAACUUAUUCUGCGGAAGAAUGUCGUCGAACAAUCUAUGGAACAUUUCAUUUUACAUAUGAAUUUCGUGAAGGUGGAAUUGGUAUUUGUGAUAAUCCAUCAUCACGUUUAAUAUCGUGUCCAGAUCCAGGUACACCAUUUGAAGCUGUUAAUGAACGUUUUCGUAUGAGAUAUGGUUAUUGUAAAUAUUUAACAUCAUCAUUUGAUGCUGAUCAAUUAAAUCAAUGUCUUGGCUCUUGGUUAACACCUGAUGGAAAUAUUAUAACUGCUAUUGCUAAUGAACGUGUUGGAUCGGAACGUUGGUAUGAUAAAUUUCGUUGUAUGUUAACAAGACAAGAUCAACCACAAUGGUUUGCCAAAUCUUUAUUUGCUGAAUGUUCAUCAUUAUCAAGUCCAACUGAUGGACCAGAGAAAGUUAUUAUUACACCUGUUAUUCCGGAAGAGCCCAUCGCAUCUUGUUUCUUUCCAAGUAAUUUAACUGGUCAAUGGCUAAAUACAGCUAAUGUAAAUGCUCGUGUAUUAAUAAAUGCAACACAUAUACAUGAAAUAGCCAAAGUUAAUAAUCGUGGUUGGUUAAGAGAAACAUAUUAUGUCUGUCAACAAACUUCUCGUAGUCAAUAUUUAGUUAAAGCUGUUACAAAAGGAGAAUGUUUCUCAUAUUAUAUUUGCUUCGAUUUCAAAGAUCGUCAUCAUAAUAUUUUAAGAUAUAGAAAAUCAAAAUCAUUUAUGGCAAAUUUAUAUAAAUUAUUUCCAAAUCGUGAUCCAUUUUAUGAAGUUUGUUCAUGGACUAGUUUUGGAAAUGAUGCUAAUUGGAAAUAUCAACUAUUUGUAUUGGAUCCGCCAGCACCAAUUGAAUGUCCAUUUACCGGUAUGUGGACAUUUAAACAAGUUGGACAACCAAACUCUUUAAUUCAAACACGUAUUCGUGGUGGUGUAACCCCACGACCACGUGAUCAUGGGUGGUAUAUAACUUGUGAUCCACAAUAUAUGGUAUCACAAUGGUCAAUAUGUGGUGAUCAAACAAAAUCAAUGUUUGCAGAUCGUGAAUAUUGUCGACAAUUAGAUCCAUAUGGCACACCCAUUGGUGUUUAUGAACAACCAGAUUAUAUUUAUCAAUGUGCUGGAUAUUGGAGAGAAGAUUCCCGAUCAAUGAUGGUGACAUAUGAUCGUGAUGAUCCAUAUAUAAAUUAUAAAUGUUGGGUUUAUGAAAGAAGAGAUUUGACAACAAUAACAUUAUCAAGAUCAGCUGGUUCAGCUUGUGGUUUUAAUCAAACAUCUGAAAGUUAUAAACCAGAAGAUGGUGCUGAUCUUGCUGUGACACUUAUUGAAGCAGAGCGUAUUCAUGAUGAUUGUCCAAUUCGUUAUGAUGAUGGUCGAAAUGUAUUUGUUGAUUUAGAAGAAUUUAAUUUUUAUUAUGCCAAAUCAUCAAAAUGUGCAAUUGAUAAAAUUAUGGUUAUAAUGUUAAUGAUAAGACCAUUAAUAUUAUUAUUUCUAAUAUUAAUCAAUGAAAAAGUAAAAAGUCAACUUCGAUGUACAUUUGAUCGUCCAUUAUUAGGAGAAUAUUAUUCAUAUGAAAAUGGUCUUGAAACUCAUACAUCAUUAAAAGAAAAUGGUGAUAUAGAUAGACUUUUUUAUCGUCGUCAAUCAGGUCUUGGUGCUACUGCAAGUAUUAUAACAAUUCUUGAUAAUCAUGCACUUGGAGAAUGUUUUCGUCUUGAAUGGAGAGAAAAUCCUUUUGAUCAUGCUUCAAAACAUCAUUAUGAACUUAUUUAUCGAGAUAAAGAAAAAUCAUGUUAUCAAUGUUAUCAAUUGUAUAAUCGAACACGAAAUAUUGUUCAAAUACGAAAAAGUGAAUGUAAUGAAAUAACUUCCAUUGUAACAAAUCAAAUGAAUUUUCAAGAUCUUUGUGCAAGUAUUAGUUUAGAUGCUGAUUUUGAUACAUUAUUUUCAAAAACUUAUUCUGCUGAAGAAUGUCGUGCAACUAUUUAUGGAACAUUUCAUUUUACAUAUGAAUUUCGUGAAGGUGGUAUUGGAAUAUGUGAUAAUCCAAUUUCACGUUUAGUUUCUUGUCCUGAUCCUGGUACACCAUUUGAAGCUGUUAAUGAACGAUUUUGGAUGACAUAUGGUUAUUGUCGUGAUCUUGUUUCAUCUAUAGAUGCUCAACCACUUUAUCAAUGUUUGGGUUAUUGGAUAAAUGAUAAAGGUGAUAUAUUUACUGGAAUAGCAAAUGAACGUGUUGGAUCAGAACGUUGGUAUGAUAAAUUUCGUUGUAUGUUAACAAGACAAGAUCAACCACAAUGGUUUGCCAAAUCUUUAUUUGCGGAAUGUUCACGAUUAUAUUCUCCAACUGAUGGACCGGAAAAAGUUAUUAUUACACCAAUUAUUCCUGAAGUUCCAACACCAACUUGUUUUUUUCCCGAUAAUUUUACAGGAGAAUGGGUUAAUACAGCUAAUGUUAAUGCAAGAACAAUAAUUAAUGCAACACAUAUACAUGAAAUAUCUCAAGUUAAUAAUCGUGGUUGGUUAAGAGAAACAUAUUAUGUUUGUCAACAAAUAAGUCGACAACAAUUUUUAGUUAAAACAGUUACAAAAGGAGAAUGUUUUUCAUAUUAUAUUUGUUUCGAUUUCAAAGAUCGUCAUCAUAAUAUAUUAAGAUAUAGAAAAUCAAAAUCAUUUAUGUCAAAUGUUUAUGAUGAUUUAUCAAAACGUGAUCCACUCUAUGAAGUUUGUUCAUGGACAAGUUUUGGAAAUGAUGCCAAUUGGAAAUAUCAAGUUUUUGUCUUAGAUCCACCAGCCCCUGUUGAAUGUCCAUUUACCGGUAUGUGGACAUUUAAACAAGUUGGACAACCAAACUCUUUAAUUCAAACACGUAUUCGUGGUGGUGUAACCCCACGACCACGUGAUCAUGGGUGGUAUAUAACUUGUGAUCCUCAAUAUAUGGUUUCGCAAUGGACUAUUUGUGGUGAUCAAACGAAAGCUAUGUUUGCUGAUCGUGAAUAUUGUCGACAGCUGGAUCCAUAUGGAACACCCAUUGGCGUAUAUGAACAACCAGAUUAUAUUUAUCAAUGUGCUGGUUAUUGGAGAGAAGAUUCUCGAUCAUAUUUAAUAACCUAUGAUCGUGAUGAUCCAUAUAUAAACUUUAAAUGUUGGGUUUAUGAACGAAUGGAUUUAUUUAAAAUUUAUUUAUCAAGAUCAGCUGGAUCAUUUUGUGGUUUUAAUCAAACAUCUCAAAGUUAUAGUGCAGAAGAUGGUGCUGAUCUUAAAAUUGAACUUGAUGAAGCAGAGCGUAUUCAUGAUGAUUGUCCAAUUCGUUAUGAUGAUGGUCGAAAUCCAUGGCAAGUUGUUGAUGAAUUUUUAUUUUAUUAUGCAUCAUCAACAAUAAUUAUUCCGUCCUUUUUUCUUAAUCUAUUUCUCAUUUUGUUGAUUCUCAAUAUAUAA